Molecule: messenger RNA, 7663 nt
Organism: Drosophila rhopaloa
Lineage: Eukaryota; Metazoa; Arthropoda; Insecta; Diptera; Drosophilidae
Gene: plum
Exons: 11
Coding region: 1013-4894 (1293 amino acids)
Biological process (GO): cell-cell adhesion
Cellular component (GO): cell-cell junction
Molecular function (GO): cell adhesion molecule binding
Source: RefSeq, a predicted model, not a curated record
ACGUGUUUGCAGCGCCGCUCUGUGCAAUUGCGCGCGGGUUUCUCGAGUAAUUUUGCCGGCGCUUGUAAAUUCGCUAUAUGAUACUCUCGACUUUGAGUGUGUGACAAACAAAAAUUAAACAAGCCGAACAACAACAAUAAUUGCAGCUCCAACAUUGUAUAGUGUGUGUGUGUUAGUGCGUGAGCGCGAGCAAAAUACAAACGUAAAGCGGAAAUGCAAAAAAGACAACAAAGGUGGCAAACAAAAAAUAGGGGGAGGAGGCAACAGGAGCCGGUGCAGAAAGAGAGAGACAACAAGAACUGGGGGCUAAUGAAAACGAAAUGUGAUUCAUUGGCUUUAUCAAUUGUGCGAAAUACCGGCAUUGUUUAGUCCUGGGCGGCAUAUAAAUUAUGACAUAAUACAACAAAGGGGAAAAUAACAAGAAACUGAAGAUGGUAAAGCCCCAAAAAAGCAGAAAGUGCGUGUGUAUUUGAAAAUUGAGAAAUUCCAAACAAACAAAGCGACAAAAAAUGAAAUAUGUAAAAGAGGAAAAGUACAAAAGAAAAAUAACAAGUACAGUAGUUGCUGCUUCUUAUCGCCCACAAAAAAGCAAGGAACUUAAAAAGCAAAUACACCAAAAAACAAAAACGCAAAAAGCAAAGCAAAACCAAAGCGAAAGCGUAGCAAAAACAAGGAGCAAAACGGCGGCAGAGAAAAAGCUUAGUAAGCUGCGCUGCUGUUGCUUCUUCUUUUCUGUGUUUUUUUUGCCUCUUUGUGUUUUUUUUUAUUUUGUGCAAACAAAAUGUAUAUGAUGCCCAACCGAGAAGAAGAAGAUGGGAGAGGAACGAACAUAAUAGAAGUGAGAGCAGAAAUGAGAAAAUGCUCUUGGUAAUUGAAUUGACUGGAAGCGUGAAGAGUUCGCUAACGUUCCAAUAAUCGUGUCAGAUAGAAAGAUAUAUAUAAUUACAAUCGCGGUCGGGCCACCAAAAAGGAGCCCUGGCCGAAAAUCGGUGACAACAAACGUCGGAUUGCAAUGUUUUUGUUUUACAAUCGACGCUUUUUUGUGAUUCAAUUGAUUGAGAUCCUGCUGCUGCUGUUAACCGACCACAAUGGACGACUGACACUAACCAAGGAGUCGACAACAGUUGCUGCCGUCACCCAACCGAAGAACUCAACCGCACUCCUGCCGUAUCUGCAGAUCCAGAAGUACGCCAUCACAAGACUGACUAUCAGCAAGCCCCACACAUCGUACUAUUUGCCAUGCGUACCCAUCCUAACGCCCUACAACUACGAUCAGGAAAAUAAGCCCAUCUACUGCAGCUGGUAUCGGAAUAACGUGGCCGUCGAGCAAAUUUCCAUUCGCAAAAAUGACUUCUUCAUCUACGAAAAUGGAACACUACGACUGCCCACGAAUGAGAGGGCCAGUGGCGAAUACCACUGCAAGAUCGAGUGGGAUGAGUCGGCGGUAAUCUCCGACAAAAUCACUGUCGAGUAUCCAGUACUCAAGCGUCUAUUUCCGGGUCAACAGCAGACGGCCAACAUUAGUGCGGUGGAAAACAAGCCGCUCGUGCUGAGCUGUCCCUUCCUGAGCGUUCCAGCUGCCCGAUUUAGCUGGUAUUUUGGCAACGAUUCCCUGACCAAUGAUAACAGCGCUCUUAUUCUAUCCAAUGGUACUUUGAUAUUGCGGCAUUUGCGCCUGGAACAGGCUGGCAAAUACAAGUGCGUGGCUCAGAACGCGUUUGCCAGCAAGACGCACCGUCAGUUCAUUUGGCAAUUGCGAGUGGAGCCUCAGGAUGCCACCUACUAUCCUAAAAACCAGGCGGGAAUUUCGGAGACGUCCGUUUCGGAAGCCCAGCUUCUUCCGGCGUUCCAGAAUGCCACUAUUUAUGUUCCCGCCGGCGGAUCCGUACUGCUGCAAUGCCAUGCCGUGGCGGACUUUGUGCCCAUUAUGUGGUAUCUGCAGUCACCGAACAACAAGGUGGUCCUUCUGAGCAACAACAGCGUGGCGUUGUCCAUUACAAAUGCUAGUGUCUCCCGGCAUGAGGGACGCUACAGUUGCAUAACCCCCUUGGAAAGGCAAAAUUUCCAAGUGAUUGUGACCACAGCACCGAGAAUAUUGAGUACCUUGCCCGUCGAGGUGGUAUAUAUUGGUCUCUCGAGGACAUUAACUUGCUGGGCAGAGGGACAUCCGGAGCCGAGUAUAACCUGGUACCACAAUGGAAUCCAUUUGAACACCUCAUAUACGCGCUACAUUAGCGGCAACGAGUUGCACAUCCUCUCGUUUGAUCCCAUGGAGGACGGCAUCUAUCAGUGUGUGGCCAGAAAUGUGGCUGGUGAGGAUACAGCCACGGGUGAACUGCGUUUCAAUCGCCAACGAGAGGAGAUUAAUCCAUUGCAAAACAUCCGCUGUUAUCCGCACAGUUUCCAUACGAUUAAUAUAACAUUUGAUAGUCGCAGCUUGACGUCGAUGUUUGUGGUUUAUAUUGUCAGGAAUAAUCCGCACAGCUGGACUUCGCUCUCGCCCAUGAAGCUGAAUCAGACCUCGUACGUGGUGAUAUCCACCAAUUUGCCGGUCUAUGAGCCAUUUGUUUUGAUCACCCGCGUUUUAUUUCCCACAACCGAGGUAAGAACUGGGACAAUGCUGGUCCCCCAGCAAAUGAUCCUUAGUUCGUUGCGAAGUACUCCAGUCACCUGCUGCACUCAAGGAUUGAUGCUCCGACCAAUUGCCGUGGGCAAUGACACCUUUGUCAAGUGGUCGCAGGGCCAAUUGCACAACACAAAGUACUUCAUACUGCAGUUCUCCAUCAAUCACACCCAUCCACAUCCAUCCCAGCUCCUAGAUGGACCCAUGAUGGGCACCCUGACCCCCGUAGAGGAAAAAGCCGACGAAGUGCGUCGCCAUCUGACCGUAAUUCAACCUCUAAAUCAAUCAGCGUCUGCCAUAGUGCUGAGAAAUGCAGAACACGAAGUGCUAGACAACGAAACGGACGACUUGACCCUGGACUUGGAGGAGGACAUAUUCAGCAUGGUGGUAAAAGCUAGUGUUACGGGAAUGCUCCUGCAGCAUUUUACACGCAUCAAAAUGAGAGUUCUGAUCAUCACCAACGAGAAUGAGUUCUUGGGUCAGGACUUUCGCUACGUUCAGUGGAAGAUUAUUGAGAACGGCACUUCGGAGCAGGCGAAUCAGCCCUUUCGUCUGAUCACUAUAGAAUCUCGGGCUUUAGCUUUUAAAUUUCUGGACAGUCUGAACGAGACCUGCGUGUGGGAGUGUCACACAGUGAUACAAAAACAAAUGCCAUCCCCCAGGCAAGAGACAGAGUGCAAGGGCCGCAACAUUUCCAACUCGAUGUUGUUCGUCACCGGUCUCAAGGCAGAUCGUCGUUACAAUCUGCAGUUUUCCAACUGUGAGACGCGCAUUUUCUAUGGAGAGAUAGAUGUGACGACACAACAGGAUCCUCCCGGCACCGUCAGCAAGUCGAGGCUGAUUAAACAGAAUGGCCUGAAGCUGGUGUGGGAGCCUCCUGCUGAUCACGGUGGUCGUGUCCUUUACUACGACAUUCGGUGGUCUCUGGACAAUGUCUCCCAUGAGGAUAUUGUUAAGGCGUGCACCUCCUGUUCUUUUAAGUUUCCAAAUGUCUCAGAGACGGCUAAAAUUCAUGUGACUAUCCGAGUGAUGGGCGAUACUGGAGCAGGCGCUCCCUUGUAUUUCGACAUGAUAAAUAAUAACCACACAUUGCUGGAGAAAGACAGGGAAACGUCCCACUCGGAGGUUUACAGUGGGAUUGCCAUCGGCUCAUUGCUGUCCCUUGCCUGUGUAUUUCUCUUCGGGCUGUUUAUAAUUUUCCAGCAGCGCAACUUCAAGGCCCGCGCCCAAGGACCCACCCACCUGACCACACCCACGGAUAUAAAUUUCGGUAAUCUGAGCAGUGCCUCGGGAAUGCCGGGAGAUAGUGCCGGAGGUCUGAGUGGCGGCACAUUGCAGCAUGAUUGCCACGAAAUGCAGACACUUAUUCCGCGUUCGCGUUACCACAUCGAAUUGCUGCCGGAGCAUACGUUGGAAUACCAGACGAGUUCGGCUGCCGUAGCAGUCGUCCAUCUGGCCAAUGGCAACGGGAGUGUCCAGGUGGCGAGACGUUCUGAUCAGGAUGGUACAGCUCAAGUAGAUCUGGGCAUAGCCGGGGUGCACAACCUAUCGCAGUUACCGCUGUGUGGAGGUGGAGGAACUUCACCGGAGCGGAAGACCGUUCAGGAUGCCAUGUUGCAGGAGGCAAAGGCGUUCUAUAUACCCUAUCGGCAUACGCCACCCAAUGCAGUGGCUUUGAGCAGCUCCAAACAAUGCCCUGUGUCCAGUGGCUCUGAACUGGAGGUCAUAGUGCCACCCAACUCACUGCCUUUGGUGACCACAAUGCCGGGACUGGGUGUGGCCGGCGGGGGAGGAGGUGGCUCCAGCCGGCGAAGUGGAAGCCUAAGCAGCAGCAGUGCCAGCAGCACCAGCAACGGCAGCAGCAAGAAGCAAUUCCACACCAAUUUUGUGCGCCACUCGAAUUCCAACGAUGGAAUUUGCCUGCUGGCCGAGGAGGAGGCAGCUGCCACAUUGACACCCACAUCGGAACGUGAAUAUGCGGCCGUGUGUCUCACCAACGGUUUCAAACUGCCCGCCGAUGUGGCCAAAGCGGGUGGUGCAUAUACCACCAAUAAUAACAAUAGCAGUAGCAGCAGCAACUGCAGCCAGAAAUCAGCAACUGCCAAGGAGCGUCAGCCGCGAGGCAAUGGCAAUCCGAUCUCGUUCAGCCACAAUGCAUCCAUAGUUCCUGCCAACGGACCCGUGUCCGUUAACCAAUCCACAACAGUCAAGCAAUCUUGGCCAGCGGCGUCAGUGGUCCAUCGACGGGCCCAGGUGGAUCCCAAUGGGUGAAGCAAACAGUAUUUUUAUGAAGCUACCACAUAGAAGCAAACAAAACAAAACAAAAGGAUAAUUACAUUCACAGCUCGAAACAUUCCAAAAGAAUAUUGAUAUGGAGAUGAAGGAUUAAGGAUGAAAAUGAAAAUUAAAGAUCACUAUGCAUUUAGGUAGAUGGUGAUGUUAGGCAUUUAUAAAGAGUACAUUUUAUAAAUGUAAAUAUUUAGUAACUGAUACUAUGGAACUAUGGGAGAAAUGAUUAUUUAAGCUGAUAUUUAUACACAUGUAUCUACAAACAGGUGUACAAAACAUGUACGCUAAGUUGUAUGCUAUAGUUUUGUCGCGAUUAUACAUGUAUACCAUACUUUUGUAUUUGUUUAGUAUUUGUUUGUUUUUUCGUUAAUUGAGGCUAAUUUUUACUUGUAACUUCUCAUACAUAUGAACAUAAUUUAUUGUUGCUUUCGAUGCAAACACAAAACACACAGAAAUACAUAGCAAUAGACCGCGCAGCCCGCAAGUAUGCAUUACAAUAUUUGUCGCUGAUAAUUACUACGUUUAACAAUUGCUUCGUAAUUGCCGCAAAAAAUUCAAUUACACUCACAUAGUAGAAAAUACGCAAACAGAAAAGCCAAAAAACCACAAACACUGCAAUAGCCCACACUCAACCACAAUAGUCACAAGUGUUCACAUCGAUUCCGAUUUAAAACGUAAUCUAUUCAAUAAUAUUUGUAAUUUUAUUUUUUUUAUAUUUGUCUUUUUAAGCGAAAUGUUUAAUGUUUAAUUUCCGCAUAUUUACUGCUGCAUUUUGUUUUGUUUACAUAACCGAUAUAUCAAAUGUACCUGAUUAUAUUCAUUUUGCAUUCUUGUUUUUGUGCUCUCGCUCUCACACUCUUUCCCAAAAAACAUAAUACAACACAAUUCCAAUUUGUGCACACAAACGAUACUGCAUAACUCUAUAAUAAGCCACAAAAUCAAUCGCAUUGCAAUCGUACUGUAACCAUGUAUUAAAUUCACCAACAGUACCUCGACAGAACCUGCAGCAACGCCAAAAGAAAAUUCACGUAACAGAGCUCUCCUUGUCCUGGUUCUUUCCACUGAUAUUAUUUUUGAUAGGAAUGGAGUUAGGGGAAUUCAAAGGAGCAGCCCAAAACGCGUAUUUGUCAACGGGUUCGAGUAUGACGAUGUAUUUUGUGAAUUGUUGUUCAGUGUGAAACGAGAUGCGAUAAUCUUUACAAGAUUCAGAAACACAACCAUACACACUUACCCAAAAACCCAACUAUAGAUGAUACAUUCCACAGACGUAUGCAUGUCACAGAUACACAGCAUACACACAUAAACAGGACACGAUUUUAAUGAUUAUUGAAAAAAAUACGAAAACAUAUAUAUUCAAUGUGAACGAAAUGUGUUUGAAAACUGUAACUGUAACUGUAACUGUAUACGUAUUUAGAGUCUAAGUGCAAUACCAACAAAUAAUUAAAUAGCAAAAGGUAACCGUUAAGAUCCCUGAGGCAGAACAAACCAAUAACUAUAAACAAUAGUACCUUUCCACUCAAGCAGAAGCAACGUUCAAAGUAGACUCACAUCGAACCCAGUUAGUUGCGAAUUCCAUCCCAACUUAGAUCAUCAGUAAACAAACAAUCUGAUUUGUGUCCAAUGUGAACAAAGCCGCAGACUUUGCAAAGAAAUUAUCAACAUGUAUAGCCGAAUAAUUUUACCGUUUACAAAAUUAAAAGUGCAUGAAAUCCUCAAAAUGAACUUUAACCUACGAAAAGCAUUUAGAUACACACAAAAAAUAUUCCGAAAAAGAACAACUCAAAAUUCCUAAAAAUAAAAACAAGAAGAAUGAAGGAAAAUCAAUUUUAAACGUUACAAAAAUUAAGAAAAGAAAAAUAAACUAUUAUAUGCAGCAAAAGGCACAAAAGAAAAUUUAUGUACUAAAGUUAUAUAAUUAGACGUAAGAAAUCCAUAUAAAUGUACGUGUUUGGAAAAAGAAAACAAAAAGCGAGUAUAAAACGCGGAGGAAAAAUGGAGAAAAUAAGUAAAAAAAUAGCUGCGAUUGUGAUCGCCGUGUAAGUGGAUGUGAUAAAUGUUUAAAUUAUUUAAGCGCAAAAACAAUAAAGAGAUAAAGAAAUUAAAUAUUAGAAAGACAGCAGAUAGAAACGCGUUUUGCGACUUUUGCAACGGUUUUUGGCCAACGGAAACCACUCAAUAACUAAGAGUCCACUAAAAUUGUAAGCAAACUUAUGUUCUUAUAUUUGGCGAAACUGCUGCUCCUAGCACACUCUCUACUAAGUCACGCAUAAAAAAGGACAAUUUAAUAUGCGUAUAUUUUUAUUUUUGUAAUUUUAGUUUGCAUUUAAGUCCACAUUUUGUAUACCUCAUUAGUAGAGUGGCAAGAAACUAAAUUUUGUAAACAUAUUUAGGCUUGGUUUCCUCGUUUUACAAUCAGAACGGCAUAUUUGAACUAUUCAUAACUGAACAAACGAAAACUAAUGUAUUUUUUAUGCAAUUUAUAUGCAUUGUACAUGCAGGCGAAAUUAAUUAUUUGAAGCAACUAAGCUGCCAACGAUUCGUGUUAAAGAUUUCGAUGCAAGUAAAUUGGCAACUACCAACCAACAAGGCCAAAAAAGGACAAGAAAAAUUUGCAGAGCUAAAGAGUCUAAGAGAAAAGUGUAAGAAAGCUCGGUGUUUGUUUAGAGAAUACAGAAGAUAUGGCAAAAAAAAAAUGAAUGCAACCUUAACUAUUGGAAAAAUAUACUAAAAAUAAGUUAUGAUGAAAACAUA